This is a messenger RNA of Cylicostephanus goldi, 533 nucleotides long. NCBI's taxonomy places the organism in Eukaryota, Metazoa, Nematoda, Chromadorea, Rhabditida, Strongylidae. The record is from the annotation of a GenBank genome assembly.
AUGAUAGCUCGUCAUUACGCUACUGAGUCAAUUGUUUAUCUCCUCGCUUCCAACAUGGAUCGCGGUAUACAGGACUAUCAGCUAGAAGCUGCUAUUGGCAAAGUUGCUGCUUCGGAAAACGCCUGGUGGGUAUGCGAUGAAGCUAUUCAGCUUCAUGGUGGCAUGGGUUUUAUGACUGAGACUGGCUUGGAGCGAGUAAUGAGAGAUCUUCGAAUAUUUAGAAUAUUCGAGGGUGCAAAUGAUGUUAUGAGACUUUUCGUGGCCCUUACCGGAGCACAACAUGCUGGCAAACAUCUUCAGCAAGUCGCGAAAGACAUCAAAGCGGGAGCAAUUGGGACGCUAUUCGGGCAAGUAAUAAAGCGAGCGACGGGUAGAAGCACUGGUGGAGACUUUGAGGCCGUUGUUGAUCCUGCGCUUGUGGAAUCAGCCAAGGAACUUGAUUCGUGUAUCAAAGAGUUUGGAAAAACUAUCGAGAAACUCCUGAUGAAGUACAGAAAAGGAAUUAUAGGUUGGUUUAAAAGACUCUUCUAGGC